Messenger RNA from Lytechinus variegatus (green sea urchin), 626 nucleotides. RefSeq names its product 43 kDa receptor-associated protein of the synapse-like. NCBI's taxonomy places the organism in Eukaryota, Metazoa, Echinodermata, Echinoidea, Temnopleuroida, Toxopneustidae. The coding region runs from base 6 to 560 and encodes 184 amino acids. The transcript is spliced from 5 exons. Gene Ontology annotation, molecular function: protein binding. The record is from RefSeq and is a predicted model, not a curated record.
AAGCGAUGAAGCUAUCCCUCCAACAGCACGAUCACUUCGCCCAAGCUCGAUGUAUGUGUGUCUUCGCUGAUGUGCACAGAAAUAGAGGGGAUUGCGAGAGGGCGUUUCCUCGAUACGAGUCUGCGUUGAAUCUGAUGUCUGAUAUUGGUGAUCGCUAUGGUCAGAUAAUUGUUCUUGCCGGGAUGACCAAAGCAUUGAUUCAUAUGAAACAACCCGAAAAGGCAAUAGAUUUCUGCAACAAGGCGAUGGAAGUCGCAACAAGUAUUGGCAAUAAGAUGUGCAUGCUGCGAUCAAACUGGACGCUUCACACGCUGUACCGAGCUAUAGGAGACAUGACGUCAUCGCAGCAACAUGCCUGCAAGUUUGACCAAUAUCUCCAAGAGAUGGAGCUAUACUGUGGAGUGUGUCAUGAAGUCAUGGGCAACAGGGAGAAUAGUCUAAAGAGUCUCACUUGCUUUCACAUUUUUCAUUCAAGGUGCGUGGAGAACAGUACGUUCAAGACACGAGGCUGUCCAAACUGCAAGAAGACUUCCCACCUCUCAUCUCCAGUACGAGUAUAGCAUCAUCCAACACGACCAAGCACCACCUGCACCCAUCAAUGGGGGUAAAGUUCGCCCCUCUUCCUC